Molecule: messenger RNA, 1517 nt
Organism: Oncorhynchus keta (chum salmon)
Lineage: Eukaryota; Metazoa; Chordata; Actinopteri; Salmoniformes; Salmonidae
Product: staphylococcal nuclease domain-containing protein 1-like
Exons: 11
Biological process (GO): mRNA catabolic process
Cellular component (GO): nucleus; cytosol
Molecular function (GO): RNA binding; nuclease activity
Source: RefSeq, a predicted model, not a curated record
CUUGUGUUUAUGAGCUUGUCCACUCUGUUUCUCUCACUCACUCUGUUUCUCUCUCUCCCUCUAGUAACAUAGCCGAGGCGUUGGUCAGUAAAGGUUUUGCCACGGUCAUCCGCUACAGACAGGAUGAUGACCAGCGCUCAUCCCACUAUGACGAGCUACUGGCUGCAGAGGCACGGGCAAUCAAGAACGGGAAAGGGCUGCAUAGCAAGAAGGAGGUCCCCAUCCACAGAGUGGCUGAUAUCUCUGGGGAAACACAGAAAGCCAAGCAGUUCCUGCCUUUCCUCCAGAGAGCGGGCCGCUCAGAGGCAGUGGUAGAAUACGUGUUCAGUGGCUCCCGCCUCAAACUCUACAUGCCCAAAGAGACCUGCCUCAUCACCUUCCUCCUCGCCGGUAUCGAGUGUCCGCGCGGCUCCAGGAACAUGCCCGGCGGCAUGCAGGUGGCUGAGCCCUUCAGCGACGAGGCCAUGGCCUUCACCAAGGAGCUGGUACUACAGAGAGAGGUGGAGGUGGAAGUAGAGAGUAUGGACAAGGCUGGUAACUUCAUCGGCUGGCUUCACAUCGAGGGGGUCAACCUAUCGGUGGCGCUGGUAGAGAACGCCCUAUCGAAGGUCCACUUCACGGCCGAGCGUAGCUCCUACUACAAGACCCUGGUAUCCGGAGAGGAGGCCUCUCGUCUCAGGAAAGACAAGAUCUGGGCCAACUAUGAGGAGAAGAAGGUGGAGGAGGUGGUGCACGUGAUGGAGGAGAAAGAGCGCACAGCCAACUACAGAGCUGUAUAUGUCACCGAGAUCACGGACACCAUGCACUUCUACACCCAGGACGUGGAGACAGGCACCCAGCUGGAGAACCUGAUGGAGACCAUGAGGGCAGAGAUCGCCGCCCAGCCCCCAGUGGAGGGCUCGUACGCUGCCCGCCGAGGGGACUACUGCAUCGCCAAUUUCUCCGCCGACGGAGAGUGGUACAGAGCCCGGGUGGAGAAAGUUCAAUCGCCAGCAAAGGUCCAUGUGUUCUACAUCGACUAUGGCAACAGGGAGAUAGUGCAGAUCACGCGCCUGGCUGUCAUUCCCCCGGCCUUCAGCACUCGGACCCUGGCUGCACAAGCCACUGAGUACACCUUCGCCUACAUCCAGGUCCCACAAGACGAGGAUGCGCGUGCUGACGUGGUGGACAGCCUGGUGCGGGACAUCCAGAACACCCAGUGUCUCCUCAACGUGGAGCACAGCGGCGUCACCUGCCCCCACGUCACACUGCAGUUCGCCGACUCCAAGGACGACGUGGGCCUCAGCCUGGUCAAGGAGGGCAUGGUCAUGGUGGACGUGCGGAAAGAGAAGCACCUGCAGAAAAUGGUAGGAAAAUGGCAGCCUUGGCGCUCAGCCUUCAACACCAUAGUGCCCUCCAAGCUCAUGACUAAGGUCAGGGCCCUGGUUCUGAACUCCUCCAUGUUGAACUGGGUCCUGGACUUCCUUAUGGCCCUGACCCCAAGUGGUGAAGUUAGGCAACAACACAUCUCACAUUGA